CUACCUCCUGAGGGCCGUUGCUGCGCCUGCGCAGAAGCCAUAGAGCGGCGUUCCUGCCCUCUUCAGCGCCUUUCUGCGCCCUAAGGGGAGGGAACGGGGUGGGGCGCGAGGUGUUCCUCUUGGUCGACGAGCAUUCAAACGUGCGGAUGCCCCUCUUUACUUGUCCUGCAUCAUUCGGUGGCUAAAUCACAUUCUGCCUUUUAAACAAAACCACGAGUACAGCAAUGCGCUCACUGACAUGUAGCCAAAACCUGAGACACUGAUCUGCCCCACUUGAGCCCUGGCAAUUAAUUCAGAGUCUUCAGCCAGCUGAGAUUCUGCCUAGAGAAGGUUGUUAUUCCUCUGUACCGGGACAUCUGAAACCUCACAGCAGUCUCAGCAUUCCACAAGCUGUGAGGAGGUAUACCAAACCUGCUAGGGUUGAGAACAGGUUGAUGAGAUAAUUAAAAACUUCAAAGCAGAUUUUUUUGUAAUUUUUUUUUUUUUAACUGAAUGAGGGACCUGACCUACUCAGCAUAUGACCUUUUGGCUGGAUAAAAGCUUUGUUUUUAGCAGCAACAAGGAGGAAAUGCCAAGUGCAGUCAUCACUAUCCUUCUUAAAUACUAUAGGGAAAGUCAGAAGCAAAUUGAAACAAAUGUGGGAAAAUGAUGGAAACAUCACCCCUCAGUUCAGCAAGGCCAACAUUUCACUCCUAACCCUCUCCUUUCCCUUUUUUUUUUUUUUUUUUUCUUUUAAGGCUUUAAUUUAUCACCUCUUUCAGAAAGAAAAAAAUAUUUUUCCCACAUGCAAGUUACAAAGUUGAUUUAUCCUGGGCAGCCAUACACAACUGUAAGCUUAAUACCAGUAUUACUGCUGGCAUACCAUAUCCUAUAGAAAUUCCAACUCUGAUAUCUUCAACAUUACAACACAUUCACCAAGGAAAUCUUUGAAAAGCCACUUAGAAACCGGUCUCCCUGCCUGCAGGGCUGGUCUGCCACCACCUCCAGCAGACACUGCUGACAGAAACGAUGCAGGCUUGUGCCAUUAUGCAGUACCAGCUGGAUGCUUACCUUUGAGCAAACCAAGAAACACGCUCCCAAGAAAAGAUCCUUUCAAUCCACUUGGUCUGGUUCCCCUGAGGAUUACGCACUGAGCGAAACAUCUGCUGACCUAAAUGCAAAGAACUGAGACUUCCUCUUUGAGGUGUUGCUUUUUCCCCCUCCCCUCACCAGGAUGAGCUCUCUGGCUGAGGCUGACACAGAGCAAAUAAGCACAGGAGUGGAAGGGGGGGGUUUAAAAAAAAAAUUUAAAAGCAAACAACAGGCAGAAGAAACCAACAACCAAACAGCAGAACUGGUAUCUAGAGGGUGCUGAGGAGCAGCAUGGAGCAGCCUGCAGAAGCCCCUCAGGCAGCACCCAGACGAAUCUCCCAGGAGAGACAGAAGCUCACAGGUCUGCCCUUGUACUUUCAAGGUUACCUGUCAGUCCGGCGCUCACAGAGCCAGGAAUUUAGACUAUUUUGGACAGAACUGAGAGGAACCACGCUCUUCUUUUACAAUGAUAAGAAGGCACCAAAGUACUCACAUAAACUAGAUAUAUCAGCUUUGACCUCAGUAACCAAUAUUUAUCCAGAUGAAAAUGACUCUGCACAGUUCAUCCUGAUGUUGUUGAAUGAAAAACUGGAAGUGAAGGCUGAUAACUGUGAAUAUGGGAAAGAAUGGAAGGGUUUUAUUCUCACCGUAACAAAGUUGUCAGUUCCACUGGAUGAGUCGUUAUCACCUGAACAACUUAGAAAAAUACAUGAAGUGCUAGAUAAAGAAAAGAAAAGAAGGAUUAUGCUUAAUGACUGUUCCAGCACAUCCCAGAAUAAAGAAAGCCUUCCCAGCAAGGACUACAGUAGUACAGUGACCACUAUGCCAGCGUGCUUCUAUGCAGUAUCUCGGAAAGAAGCAAUAGAGAUGUUAGAAAAUAACCCAUUGUGUGGGAAUUUGAUCCUACGUCCUGGCAGUGACAGCAAGAACUAUGCAAUCACUGUCCGACAUGUGCUGAAUGCUCCAUGCAUAAAGCACUACAGAGUGAUACCCAGAGAAAGAAGUUACAUUAUUGAAUUGGAAAGACAGGUGACAGUUAAAAGCCUUCAGGAUGUUAUCAGUUACUUUGUGAUCCAAACCCAUGGGAACCUGAAGCCUUUCAUCAUGCAGACAUGCAAUGAGGCUCUGCAAAUGGACCAGAGUUCUGAAAGCAAAACACAAGAAAAAUCCUGAUGAAAUACAGAAGUACAAAAAGGAGCCACUAUCCAUCCUCUGGGAAACUGGAGAUUCAGCCUUCAAAACAAGUGCCUGAAAUAGUCAGCAGCAGGACCAAAAUUUAGUAUUUUAAGCCUCUAAAGCAUGCCACGCACUGUAUCUGACUAUUGCCAUGCAAGAUGAUUCACUUACUUAGAAGACAUUUUUGCUGGUGUGGUUAUCACUGCUGUAACUCAUGACAGGUUUAACACUGAACCUAAAUAAGAAUUCCACACAAUGGAUAAACACCUGCUCUAGCUAUUUCAUCAGACGACACAUUUAUUAAAAUAAACCUCCAAAAGCUAUCUGGUCAAAUCACGCUUUAGAUGGACGUUCAGAUUGCUGUCCUGUACUGAAGCAAAGCCUAUUUUCUGUAAUUAUAGAACAUGUGAUAAUUAACAGGGAUGGACAGACCUUUCAGGUAGAAUUAAACCUGUUGCAUUUGGUUGAAAUACAGUUCUUUUCUUCAAAUGACUAUUAUACAGACAAAACAUUUCUAAAGACAGAAGGAAAGACUAUGAAUGUCAAUUUACCCAAGACCCUCGCUUCUAUUUGAUACAACUUAGAUUUAUAUACAAACCUUGUAUUAUUUCAGGAUGUGAGAUUGUGACAUGGUGUCACAGGUGCCUCUGUAUUUGCUAGAACUGUAGCAUGUUCACAAAUUCACCACAUGUAUUUGGAAAAGGGAGAACGAAAAUACGCUCUUUACGGGGAAAACCAGUGCUCUUUAUUAUGGGAAAACCAGCGUAAAAAGGCAUUUGAAUGAGAAAGAUCUUUAAUGCAGAUAUUAAAUUUAAUCUUUGUAAAUCAACUGCUCUUGCAAAGAAUAAUAUUUUGAAGGAUUACUCAGUGUACUUGAGCACAAAGGUAGUUACUAUCUCACUGUAACAGGGAGAUCCCUUGUUCCAGCUGCUGCAUAAGAAUACAGCAUCAAUCCUAGACACUCACAAGCCUUCACUACAAAGACAAAAAGCAGUUCUGAGAUCCAGGUGAUGUAGUGCACCUCUGCACUGGCAGCACUACACCAGUAGUGACAACAGUGCAGAUCUGGAAAGAACAAAUCCCCCAGGCCCACAGCUCACUUGCCCAGUUUGAGCCCACUGAACACUUGCUGGAAAUGCAGGCAGAAAGUAGUACUUGAUUGAGAAAUGGGCUGCAUCAAACAAAUCCUCACUGAAUCAGCUCACUUCACAUGAGUGAAUGCAUUUACAACACAGCUAUCAGCUAUUCAGAAAGCUAUUCAGUUCGAAACAUGAAAAACCUUUUUAAGAGCCACUUGAUGUGCACACUUCUGUAUGAAGUUCCCUUAGGUAAUAUCUUGUUAAGAAGUUAUCUGAGUUAACUUACAUUCAGAAGAUUUUAAAGGUCUGCUAGAAGUAUCUGGAGAUGUGCUUUUUCAGUUUUAUCUUAAAUUGCGAAGAACCCAUCUGCAGAAUGGACACAUAUCCUACAUACACUCAAUAAGAGCAGUAUCUGUCAGUUCUGCUCCAGCCUACACGUGGAAUUUUCAGCAAGGGUCUCACAAAGCUGUAUGCACUGUCAUCAGUAAGAGUCAUUCUGUUAACUUUAUCUGAGGACCUUAAGGAGGCCUUCAAGCAAAACAGUGAGACUAAUACUAUUUUGCUUUGAUGCAUACCUCAAAAGUAGGAGCACAUUAAGCACCACAACAAUGCACCAGACUGUGUACCUACUCAGAAAUUCAUUUUUUUCCCUAGCUCAUAGUUGUGAGAGGUGACAGUGCUUUUGUUUUAACCUGACCAUUUAAGUAAGUGAUCCUUAGUAAUAAUCAGCAAUUUUAGUUUAGGCUCUAAUAUUGUCACAGGCAAACAUAUUGCAGUUGUUAUUUAAAGUGGAAACUUAUUGUCUGCAUGUGCCUUCUUUGCACUCCAGAUGUAGUA
Phasianus colchicus (ring-necked pheasant) is the source of this 4163-nucleotide messenger RNA. RefSeq names its product signal transducing adaptor family member 1 (gene STAP1). Gene Ontology annotation, biological process: cell surface receptor protein tyrosine kinase signaling pathway; positive regulation of B cell receptor signaling pathway. NCBI's taxonomy places the organism in Eukaryota, Metazoa, Chordata, Aves, Galliformes, Phasianidae. The record is from RefSeq and is a predicted model, not a curated record. Gene Ontology annotation, molecular function: protein kinase binding; signaling adaptor activity.